AUGAGCACGGAGACGAAUAUGAAGAUGAAGACUGAAAAGGGUAGUGGAAGCUUCCAGAUGAACUACCCCCAUGAUGGAGUAGAGCGCAGACACAACCGCGGGAAUGAGAACUCACUUGUGAAAAAGAGUAGACAAUUUUCCGUGUCCGUGUAUGGACCUGAAAACGCGAGACUGUUCGCUCUGUUCGAAUUAAUCAAAUACAACUCCGUUCCGGACAGCUUGAGAGAUGAAGCCAAUGUAUGCAUCUGCACCAUUAAGAAAAAUCUGAUGGGACAUGGGGGGUCCUCCAACAAAUCUCGCAGCGCUCACUUCCUACCUCUUAUGUUUGCCGAUUGGGACGAUGCCUACUCGCCUGCCUUGGUCAGAAAAAUUCAGGGAGAUAUGGUGCGCAACUGGGGCCAGUUUCCCGACGGGGGUAGUAGUGACGUGCAUGGUUGUAGUGGUAAUAAGGAGGAAGAGCCCCCGCGAGCUUCACCCUACUUAGAUGGAUACAAUUUUCCCCUCAAAGGGAACCACGCAGGGGGGUUCGAUCACAUGGUUAGGUGCGGCGGAGACUUCACUAAUGUAGGGGAGAACCCACCAAACCGCGUAACCAAUGGAGUUCACGCGGACAACGCCUCCUCACACAACCAGAACAACCUAGUCCACAGCAUCAACGCGUACAACCUGCACUCGAGGCAUAUGGCCCACACGUUCGCGGCGAACAAACCCUCGAUAGUAAACCCACACAAAAAUUUCAACAUCGGCCACCAUGCCUACCCGUCCAAUGCAGAAGAAAUUCUGAAGCUACAAAAUGGUUUCUCAUUCGGACAAUUGAAUGAAUACACAAAUGGGGCUAACACAAACUGGGCUCUGCGCGUCAAUCAUCCGGGAUACCAUUACAAUUACACGCGGGGUGACGACAAGAUGAACAGCAUGGCCACCUGUACGUCUAUCCACAGCUACCCAAAUGGGUAUGUAAAUAGCCAUGAGGAUGUGAGGGGCCCUGCGGACAACUCGACCGCUGACUUGACCAUCUUUGGAAACUAUUUUCACUCCGAUGGAAAUGCGGUUAAUUGCAAAAUGAAUAAAAGUGCCCCCGCCUUUGGGCCAAAGACGUCGAAUGGCGAUGGCAGCGUGUUCGAUCAGUUCGGCGGGGGGCGUGAACAUUUAAGGGGUUGA
Messenger RNA from Plasmodium fragile, 1161 nucleotides. RefSeq lists its product as uncharacterized. The record is from RefSeq and is a predicted model, not a curated record. The transcript has a single exon. Lineage: Eukaryota; Apicomplexa; Aconoidasida; Haemosporida; Plasmodiidae. Bases 1 to 1161 code for a protein of 386 amino acids.